AGUCUGGAGCGGGGCGGAGGAGCAGGCUGAUGUUGAUCUAGGAGGAAGUUGGUAAAGCAGCGAACCUGUAUUCGAGUUUAAGCGCGCAUCUAUGCUGCUCACGCAGUUUCUUAAAUCGUUUUCUUAGAAGAACAGCAAUCGCUUGCAAUGACAUUAACAAAUUAAGCCUGGAUGUUCGCGUUGCGUAGCGAUCUAUUUCUACAACAAGUUAUUCAUCGGUAAACCGUGUAAGGCUGCCUUUUAUUUUCCACCGUGGACAAAUCUAAUUGUUCUACUAUUAAACAGAACACACCGAGAAAAAGUCGGCUCGGAAAAUUUUGGAAAACGACCUCGUCAUUUAUUAAAUAGUUAAUGUUUAAGUAUAUUCAUUUUACGACCGACGAGGGAGUAGGUGAAACUCAGCAGCCUGCGUAAUCCGAUAGAUGGGUAGGCAACUAUGUGUUAGUGUUUAGUGGCGGCGAGUCCUUUCAACGUGUUGAAAUAGACAAGCGUUUCUAGAAAGAAGAAAAAAACAAAAAACAAAAACAAAAAAAAACCAAACAAACUUAAACCUUACGAUAAGCAAGUGGAGAUACAAAGUAAAAAAGGGAUCUGGCUUCUGAGGACCUUGCCAAUAAUGAUUUUCUUUGAUGACUGGAUGUAAGGGGACUUUACGUGUGCAUUAUUUUAGACUCCUGGAUAGAACGGACUGCAUAACUUUUCCAUUGGUUGAUAAAUAAGAAAAAAAAAAACAUAAACUCGGGAAUGCCAAAGUUCUAAAUCUAGAGGAAAACAAAUGGAUCAGGAUGCCCGCUAGAUUUAGGUGUCAUAUAACCCACAUCUAAUCGACUACGCUGAAAACAGCCGUGCUGAAGCUUGUCCUGUGAAAACAGGGCAGUUUGACGCUUCCGUUAGGAUUCAGUCAGAGCACUAAAAUAACAGGUAGGCUGUAUAGAAGAAAAGCCGUUUAGGAUAUUGCGAUUCUUGGAUCUUUAAAAUAAUUUGAAGGAAAACAGAUGCCGACAAUCUGACUAACCCCGGGUUUUACUACCAGGAACUAUCGAACUACAGCGCCAACAUUUGCGAACAAACAAUGCUGUUUUUGUUGUAUGCUGUUGCCUGAUGUGAGUGGUAGUACCACUCGGUUUGAAGCGAGUUCCAGUUAGGAAUAGUUUUGUUCUUGCCAGCACGACACCGUGUAAUGAGUCAGUAGAGAGACAGAGACACAUGUACGGGAGUCACAGUUCAGACUUCACAAUGGGUGUCCGUUCAAUUAUUCGAGGUCCGUUAACUUCAUCCGAAAUUAGUGAGGGAAACGCAUUUACAAAAGAGUUGGCAGGUCUCUUCAAGGGGCAGCAUCUGAAGCGAUGGAAAGAAGAAGUAGAGCGCCGUGGUGAGCCGGGUGGCGCCAGCUCUCUCCACGACUGGAAGACCUGCUCAGCCAAAGCCGAGACCGAGAGUCACCGCGCUCCUUCUCAAAAAUUCACUAAAAAGAUCUGUAACGCGUCGGCUUAUGGGAUCAAGAAUAUUACCACAUACGAUGACAAAAUGAUCACUCCAAAUAUUAAAAGAAGUUCUUCCGUGAAAAAUUGCAUCUGGAAUGAAAGGAGAAAGUUUGUAUUAUGUGCUUGGUGUUGGUGGGCGUUCUUCUGUCUACACAUCCACGUGCUGAAAGCUGUCGCACAAGGCGAUGUGGCCCCAUACUUCAAAACGGAGCCAGGGCGUCCAGAAACCCACCUGGAGGGGAAUCGGCUCGUCCUGACCUGCCUGGCGGAGGGCAGCUGGCCGCUGGAGUUCAGAUGGAUGCUGAAUGGCACGGACAUCACUGCCUUCUCUCCAGAGUACAAGUACAUUAUCCCAUCUCUGCAGCACACAGACAUGGGUGCAUACCAGUGUGUGGUGAGGAACAGAAUGGGGGCCCUGCUGCAAAGAAGAGCAGAGAUCCACGUGGCAUAUAUGGGCAACUAUGUGGAGGGUGACCAGCGUAAGACAGUGACCCAAGGCCGAGCGGCCGUGCUCAAUUCGCCAGCAGUGAGCUCCUUCCCCCGCCCGCAGGUGACGUGGUUCAUGGAUGGCUACAAGAUCAUCCCCAGCAGCAGAGUGGCCAUAACACUGGAGAACCAGCUGGUGGUGCUGGCCACAGCCGCCACUGAUGCAGGGAGGUACUACGUCCAGGCUUUCAAUGAGAAGAACGGCGAGAACAAGACGAGCCCAAACGUCUACCUGAACGUGGCGGAUGCAGAUGCUCCAGCAGGCCCUGUGGCUCCUGUGAUAGUAAUCGCCCCGAGGAACACCACGGUGACGGCGGGGGUGAGCAAGGCCACGAUGGAAUGUGUGGCUAAUGCACGGCCAGUGGAGAAGUUGAAUCUGGUGUGGCGAAGAAAUGGUGUGGAGGUGGCCAGUGGUGUGGGCUCCUUUGGCCGCCGCCUGACCAUCGUCAACCCCACCUCAGCAGAUGUGGGCCUGUAUGUGUGUGAGGCCUCCCUGCUGGACAGCAGCAUGAAGCACGCUGAGGCUAGAGCCUUCCUCUCUAUUAUCGAGUCUCCCUACUUCACGGUCGAGCCCAGGAGGAAGAUGAUGGGAGAAGUGGAGAAGAGCGUGGACAUCCCAUGCCAAGCUAGAGGAGUGCCAACACCUAAGCUGGAAUGGUAUAAGGAUGCAGUGCCCCUCAGCAGGCUGAGCAACCCACGGUACAAGGUCACCUCCAGUGGGGGACUGCAGGUCAGGCAGCUGCAGCCCAACGACACUGGCAUUUUCCAGUGCUUCGCUCGGAAUGCCGCAGGCGAGGCACAGGUCCACACCUACCUGGACGUCACAAGUAUGGCUCCGGCCUUCAGUACACCGCCAGCCAACAUCACUGUCACGGACGGCACCGUAGCAACCUUCACCUGUCAGGUCUCUGGCGCUCCCAAACCAGCCAUCGUCUGGAAGAAAGAUGCUCAGAUCCUGGCCAGUGGCUCGGUAAAGAUCCCACGGUUUGCACUGUUGGAGUCCGGAGGGUUACAGGUGCAGCCAGUGGUGCUGCAGGACAUGGGCACAUACACCUGCUAUGCUGCCAACAUGGAAGGGACCGUCAACGCCAGCGCCGACCUCACUGUGUGGAGUCGCACCUACAUUUCCCAGCCUCCUACAGACCGUCGGGUCAUCAAGGGGACCACAGCCAUUUUGGAGUGCGGUGCUACACACGACCCACGCGUGUCCGUGAGGUUUGUAUGGAAGAAGGAUGGCGAGAUGGUGGGCCAGUCCAGAGGUGGGCGUAUCAGCCUGCAGGAGGGUUCUCUGCACAUCACUCAGACUUGGUCAGGUGACAUUGGUGACUACACCUGUGACGUGCUCUCCCCAGCCGGCAACGACUCCAAAGCCACACGUCUGGAAGUCAUUGAGCUUCCUCACUCCCCACGCCACCUGCAGGCCAGGCUGAAUGCCACGGACAGUCGUAGCGUGGAACUCCUCUGGAUGAGACCUUUCGACGGCAACAGCCCCCUGCUGCACUAUGUGGUGGAGCUGUCAGAGAACAAUUCACCAUGGAGGGUGUACUUAGCCAAUGUGAACCCAGCAUUGAUGACAACCGUGGUGACGGGCCUUACCCCCGCACGCACCUACCAGUUCAGGGUGUGUGCAGUCAAUCAAGUGGGAAAGGGGCAAUACAGUACUCAGACCAACAGGCUGAUGCUGCGGGAGGAGCCUCCCAGUGCUCCACCCAAGAACAUAGUGGCUAGUGGCCGGACCAAUCAAUCUAUAAUGGUGCAGUGGCAACCCCCUCCUGAGCCUCAGCUCAACGGUGUACUCAGAGGUUACGUCCUCAGAUAUCGCCUGGCCGGGCUCCCCGGUGAGUACCAGCAGCAGAACAUCACCAGUCCUGAGAUAAACUACUGCCUGAUCACAGAACUCAUCAUUUGGACACAGUACGAGAUCCAGGUGGCGGCAUACACAGGAGCAGGCCUUGGUGUCUUUAGCCCGCCCGUCAUCGAGUACACACUACAGGGAGUUCCCACAGCACCCCCUCAGGGAGUGGAGGCCAUAGCCGUCAACUCAACCACCAUCAAAUUCACUUGGAAUCCACCACCUCAGCAGUUCAUCAAUGGCAUUAAUCAAGGUUACAAGCUCAGUGCAUGGCCAGAGCACUCUCCUGAGGACACCAUAGUGGUGACCAUCACCCCAGAUUACCAUGGCACCCGUCACCUGGCCUACGUCAGUGGCCUGAAGAAGUUCACCUGGUACUUGACCUCUGUGCUGUGCUUCACCACCCCAGGCAACGGACCACGCAGUGCACCCAGGCUUGUGCAAACUCAUGAGGACAUUCCAGGCCCUGUAGGGCGUCUGAGCUUUACUGAGAUCCUUGACACAUCUCUGCGAGUUAGCUGGGAGGAGCCUGUAGAGAAAAAUGGAGUCAUCACAGGUUACCUGCUUUCCUGGGAGGCACAGGGGAAGAACCAGUCACGGGUGGCCCAAACCAUGCCCAAUACCACGCUGGAGUACAAGGUGACUGGCCUCACCUCCCUCACCACCUAUACCCUGGAAGUGGCAGCCAUAACUGCAGCAGGCAUAGGAAUGAUCACUUCAUCCACAAUUUCCUCUGGAGUGCCUCCAGAGCUUCCUGGACCUCCUUCAAAUCUGGUUAUCUCAAAAAUCAGCCCACGAUCGGCAACUUUGAAGUUUCGGGCAGGGGAUGAUGGGAAAACAGCCAUCUCUAAGUGGAUUGUGGAGGGACAAGUGGGCAGUACAGGAGAAGAGGAGGAGUGGAAGGUGCUAUAUGAGAAGGAUAAUGAUCCAGAAGCCCAGGUCUUGGAGGUGCCCAACCUCACACCCUUUACCUUCUACAGGUUCCGCAUGCGGCAGGCCAAUGUGGUUGGCUCCAGCAAGACGAGUGAGCCAUCACGACUCAUCCAGACGCUGCAGGCCCCUCCUGACGCAGCUCCCAGUAGUGUGAGCGUCCGUACGGCCAGCGAGACCAGCGUGUGGCUGCGCUGGGUGCCACUGCCAGAGACUGAGUACAAUGGGAACCCAGAGAGUGUGGGCUACAGGUUGAGGGUAUGGCGGGCAGAUCAGCAGGGCGAGGUCAGCACUCGGGUGGUGAGCGACAGACUGGAGAGAGAGAUCACCCUGGAGGGCCUGGAGGAGUGGACGGAGUACCUGCUCCAGAUCCAGGCCUUUAACUCCAUCGGCCCUGGGCCAUGGAGUGAGCCUGUGAGAGGGCGCACACGGGAGUCUGUGCCAUCUGGAGCUCCAGACAAUGUGACAGCAGAGGCCAUGAGCUCCACACACAUCCUCGUCACCUGGGGGCCCGUCCCCGAUUCUGAGCAAAACGGGAACAUCCUCGGAUAUAAGAUUCUGUACCGAGAGCAGGACUCCAACACUGAGCCACAAGUGCAGGUGGUGAAGGGCAACCUGACGCAGUCAACCCUGUUGAGGAACCUGCGGAAAUAUGUGCUGUACGAGAUCCAGGUGCUGGCGUUCACGCGGAUCGGAGAUGGCCAGCUCAGCAGCCCUCCUGUGUUGGAGAGGACCAAGGAUGAUGUUCCAGGGCCCCCUGUGAGACUGGUGUUCCCAGAGGUACGACUCACAGAGGUCCGAGUGGUCUGGCAAUCACCUGUGGAUGCCAACGGCAUUAUCAUAGGAUACCAAGUUGCUUACCGGCUGGAUUCUGGAGAACCCAACCAGUUCACCACUGUGGAUGUGGGCCCAAACACCAAGGAGUUCACAGCCUCUGCCCUGAGCCAAGAGUCAGCCUAUAUCUUCCGCAUAUCCGCCAGGACACAGCAGGGCUGGGGCACUGCUGCUCAGGCUGUGGUCAUCACUACAGAGAUCCGAGAACGGCCCCAGCCCCCACUGCAGCUCAGCGUGCCCCAGGACCAGGUGCAGUCACGCCGGCUGUGGCUAGAAUGGGUGCCAGGCAGAGAUGGCUCCUCUCCCGUGAGAUACUUCACCCUGCAGCUGCGCCAGCUGCCCGACGGAGGCUGGAUAACCCACUCCUCUGCCAUUAGUCACAACAGCACAUCCUGUGUGGUGGACCGGCUGAAGCCCUACACUUCAUACAAGCUGAGAAUGAUGGCCACUAAUGACAUCGGCGACAGCAAAUACAGCCAGGAGACCGAUGCAAUUACAACUUUACAAGAUGUUCCGGAUGAGGCUCCCGUUAUUCAGUCCGUGAAGCCGUCCACGACGACCUCUGUGCUGGUGCAGUGGCAGUCGCCCAAGGAGGAGAGCGUGAACGGUGUGCUCCUGGGCUACCGGCUGUAUUAUCGUGAGCUACAGUAUGACAGCACUCCACUAGAUUCCAAGAAGGCCAUCAACAGCUCGGUGGCACGCAGCGAUCUGACAGCCAAAAGCACUGUGAAGACAGUGAGCAGUCCUUCCCUAAUGGAAUUCGAACUCACCCAGCUACAAAAAUACAGGCGCUAUGAAAUCAUCAUGACAACCUACAAUAUCAUUGGGGAGAGUCCUGCCAGUGCUCCCGUGGAGGUGUUUGUUGGGGAAGCAGCACCCUCCGUGGCUCCUCAGAAUAUCCAAGUGAACACCAUGUCAUCCACCCAGCUGGAGGUGCAGUGGGAACCGCCUCCUGUGGAGACCCAGAAUGGCAUCAUCCAGGGCUACAAGAUUUAUUACUGGGAGAUAGAGAACCAGAACGAGACAGAAAAGGUGAAGAUCCUCUUUCUGCCUGAGACGAGUGUGCGCUUGAAGAACCUGACCAGCUACACAUACUACAUGGUGAAGCUGUCAGCCUUUAAUGCAGCAGGGGAUGGCCCACUCAGUGAGCCCAGGAAGGGGCGCACUCUCCAAGCAGCCCCCAGUGCUCCUAGCUUUAUUAGUUUCUCUGAAGUGACCAGCACGGCUGUUAAUGUGUCUUGGGGGCUCCCCCUGACUCCAAACGGUGUGGUGGAUGGCUACAGAGUGGUGUAUGAGCCCUCAGCCCCCAUUCACGGUGUGACCAAGGUAAUCACAGUGGACAUCCGGGGAAGCUGGCAGCGCUGGCUGAAGGUGCGUGACUUGACGAAGGGAGUGACCUACUGUUUCCGCGUGCAGGCCAGGACCAUCAGCUAUGGCCCAGAGGUCACAGCCAAUGUUACGGCGGGCCCUGUGGAGGGAGCUCCUGGAUCACCUCUCAAAAUAUCACUUAUGAAAUCUGGCUCAACCCUCACCAUCCACUGGGCCCCAGGAGAUGGGGGAGCAGGCCAUGUGACAGGGUAUGCCAUUGAGGCCCGCCCUUCAGAUGAGGCCUUGUGGGACACUUUCGUGAGGCACUUGCCGCCCUCGACCACCUCUCACAGCGUGAGCCUGGAACGACUGCGGCAGGGAGUCAGCUACCAGUUCAGAGUGCUGGCUAUCAAUGAGUAUGGCUAUGGCGAGCCAAGUGCGCCCUCUGCUGCCAUGUCAGCCCAGCCGGAGACGCCGUUUUAUGAGGAGUGGUGGUUCCUGCUGGUCCUGGCACUGUGCGGCCUCAUCCUGCUGCUCCUGCUCGUCUUUGGCCUUGUCCUGCACGGACAGAGCAGGAAGUACAAGAGCUGUGGGACAGGUGCAGCUGUCUCCACGAUGGAGGAGUCUGUCACACUGGACAACGGUGGCUUCACGGCUCUGGAACUGAACAGCAGACCCGUCCACGUCAAGAGCUCCUUCUUGCGACGAAACGGCACCAGGUCUCCCCCUCGACCCAACCCUGCUGGACUUCGUUAUUCAGACGAAGACAUCUGCAACAACUACAAUGGUGCAAUCUCCACAGAGUGCACAGCCUUGACGGAGAGGCCAGCAGACUUGUCCGAGUCUGAGGCCACAGACAGCGACUGUGAGGAGGACCAGCUCAAGCAUUCAUUUGUGAACCACUACAUGAGCGACCCAUCCUACUUCAACUCGUGGAAACGACAGCAGAAAGGCCUGAAGCAGACACUGGCCUGCUCCUACGAGGAGCGUGUCAGCUCAGAUGCCGACGGUUACUACCAGACGGUGGUGACCCAGCACAGUGUGGGCGGGGUUUACACACCUGCCGGCCAGCCCGCACCAGGAUCCCGAACUCCAAUUACAGGCUUCUCAUCCUUUGUGUGAUGCACCGGCAUGACCCAGCCGGUGGGGGGAUGGGGGGCCACUCCCUGCUGUGGGGCCCCUGGUCCUGAGAAGGGAGACCCCAGGGGAAAGGCACAAAACUCGGGACAUUUCAGCAGUAUUUUCACCACGAGCACUACAAGAGACAAUGUUUAUGAUUGACCACUCAAUUAGUUCAGACUGCGUGUCGAUUAGCAGGUGUGACGGUAAGUGUGAAGGAGGAGUAUUUGACUGAUUCAGCAAAAUGGAAUAACACUGCAAUCACAGGAGCAGAGAUAAUCCCAGAGUUCAGAGUGUAUGUUAUUGUUACUGCUGUUUAUAGUGGCCACAGCCUUGGAUGUUUUAUCAAAUGGGAAUUAAGAUGGGUCUAACAGGAAACUCCUGGUUUUGGCCUACCAAUGUAAUGGUCAGCACUACAUUCCCACACUCGACAUGGUGGCACACAUUCACAGUUGAAAAUGAUCAUUCCUACCAAGAUUCCCUUUAUGACAAACCACUGGAAGGAUUUUACAUGGAUCAAGUACUCUGUAAUUACUAUAUACUAUAAUGUCAUGUCACCUUCAGUGUGUCUAUCUCCAUGUGUUUCACUUGUUAUCGGAAAGGUCACCGAACUGAGGUGGAUGUUGGGGUGAAAGCGCAGGGUGUUGCAGCUCUGCCUCACUGACAGGCGUGCGGUGGAGACCACAGCACUUGCUCACACCCCCCCUUGGGCAGCAAAACACAGCACGAGUCGUACAGUGAUUUUUCACGUGUCGCAUGCCACCAUCUUCACAUGGAACACUGCUGUUAACAAUUCAGUUUGUUUGUUUAUUUUGAAGGGUUUUUUUUCACCAGGCUUAAGAACAGCAUUCAUUUGAAGGACCCAGUUUUACAAACACAGGUUCUGCCUUGUCGUAGGUCCCUAAACUGAAGCAUACUUUCGGAGAAAUCCCAGUUGCCUUGAACAUUUCCCUUGAAAGCUAGGUUAAGUCUAGAUCUGGAAUGCAGGUCUGCUUAUGCUGUUUGACUGCAUAACAGUUCCCCAGCUAUAGUGUAAUGUUGCCCCUGUUCUGGUUAACCUGAUGCUGUCUUGGCUCAUGGAGUGCUGGAGAAGUAGCAGCUCUGACCCAGCUAAGGCAGAGCAGAAGGUGCAGGCAGCAGACGCCAGACUAUGCAGUGCAGGCCACGCCCCAGGAGUAGAGCUGCAGGAUCACCAGGUGAGAGGUGAGCCUAGAUGACUUUUAGCACAUUAUUGACAGGGUUCCCACAUCCUGAAUGUGAGAGGUUCUGAGUUUAGGGUUAAAGAAAACAAGAUCUUGCCAUUUCAGAAAAAUGGGUGUUCCAAAAGUGAAAUUUGAGCACAAAAUGAAAAAAUUUAAAUCACAAGUUUCAAGAAAUUGUCCCAUACAAACCUUCAGAAAAGGAACUUGGGAUAGUGGGCAUAUAUUAAUUUUAUAGCACUGUAAUUGACCUUAUGAUUUCUGACUCAUGCACCAUGCACAACUGCUGUUUUAAUAAUUUUUUUACUGGAAAUAGAAGCGGAGUGAAAUUGACAAGUCCUGAGAUGGAUUGAGAACCCUAUAUGUCCAGUCCUCUUAAGCCAUAAGCACAUAGCUUUCUUUUUCCUUCAUUUUUCCAUAUUUCUUUUUUUUUUUAUUUUAGCUUCACUUUUGUUUACCACAGAAGCUUUGACUGAAUAUUUGCCUUUUUUUUUUAUAGGCGUGAAAUGUAUAAAUGUGAUCUAGGAUUUAUUUGUAUUGUUCAUCUUUUUUUAAACUGUACUAUUACUGUAGAGUGAUGCAACACCUUUUGUACUUUUGUUACAAUGUAAUUUUAUUUCUUGCAGUUCUUGAAAUUACCAAUCACAGUGGUGGACAAAACAAUAAUUUACUGUAAUGGAAAAGGAAAUGUUUAUGGUUUAUGCUUGCCAUCAUGUCUGUCUCAGCACGAGUUUAUGUCAUGGACAUUCAUGAAGUAAAGACUAUUUCCCACUUUUUUUUUUAAAGAGAAAUUAAAUGUUUGCUGUUGACAUAAA
Molecule: messenger RNA, 10027 nt
Organism: Electrophorus electricus (electric eel)
Lineage: Eukaryota; Metazoa; Chordata; Actinopteri; Gymnotiformes; Gymnotidae
Gene: sdk1a
Product: sidekick cell adhesion molecule 1a
Biological process (GO): cell-cell adhesion
Molecular function (GO): protein binding
Source: RefSeq, a predicted model, not a curated record